AAAAUACAUAAUAAUAAAAAAUUGAACGUCGGCUUCAAGCUGCCAUGGACAUCGUCAUCGAGCUCUGUCAUCGCCGGAGACAAAUCGCCAGGACUCGCCGUGGACGUUCCAAAUCGAUGAUCGGCAAAAGCCCAUGGGUCUGAAGAGGUUAUUGCAUUUCAGGAUCAUUUCGUUUGAUUUAGACAAUCUGAACCGACUAAAAUUCCCUCUGAGACACGAUGACUCCGCCACUGCUGAAGCUCGCCAAUGGAUACCGAAUUUCUCCGAACCUUAGAUCGCCAGAUUCUCUUGGGCGUCUUCGUCGCUUUCGUCGCAGUCAGUGCCAGUGCUGCUUAUUGUCUCUCCUCCUCCAAGAAACGCAGAGGGUGUUUAGAUCCAGAGAAUUUCAAGGAGUUCAAGCUUGUAAAGAAGCAGCAACUUAGUCACAAUGUCGCCAAACUCGUUUUUGAACUCCCUUCUUCUACUGCUGUUUUGGGUCUUCCCAUUGGACAACACAUCAGUUGCAGGUUUUGCUCUUCAAUGUCCUCUUCAUUGGUUUAUCUCUGUUUCGUACUCGUCUCUUUGAUAUAUGUGUUUAGCAACGGGCAACGGUCCCUUGUUGGAGAUCUCUUUGGGCUUCUCUCUGCAGUCUCAUGUGGACUAUUUACAGUUCCUCCUUCCUUUAUGUGAAGUUUGGGUUGAAGGUGUUGAGUUACAGUGAUCCAUAAGAAACGAAUGACAAGGAAGAAGAGGCGGGGCCAAGUGUGCUUAGGCUCCUUCUUCAGCUUCACUUGUUUAUUGUCUCAGCUGCAUCAGAAGACUCCAAGAAACCCUCUAGAAAAUUUAGCGUGAAGAAGACAUUGAAGCUCAAUUAACUAAAGAACAAAGGUAACUCAUUGAGUUUUUUAACUUUGAUGUUGUCUUGGACAAGUAAAAAGUUUAUAAUGAAUGAUGACGACGUUUGUUUCAUUUAUGUUGUAUUAAAGAAAUUCUUGGAAGUCUUGAAGCA
This is a messenger RNA of Raphanus sativus (radish), 988 nucleotides long. Its product is annotated as NADH--cytochrome b5 reductase 1. The record is from RefSeq and is a predicted model, not a curated record. The coding region runs from base 247 to 669 and encodes 140 amino acids. Gene Ontology annotation, biological process: electron transport chain. The transcript has 4 exons. Gene Ontology annotation, molecular function: cytochrome-b5 reductase activity, acting on NAD(P)H. Lineage: Eukaryota; Viridiplantae; Streptophyta; Magnoliopsida; Brassicales; Brassicaceae.